AUGGAUUCCAUCAGAAUAUCAGAGGAUUUUGAAGUCAGAUUGGUGGGUGGUGCUCGUGCCGGUGAGGGCAGAGUCGAAGUGCUCCACAACGGUGAAUGGGGCACUGUCUGUGAUCACGCCUGGGGUGACAUGGAUGCCCGUGUGGUCUGCAGAAUGCUUGUGUACAAGCGAAUCGGCUCUGUUUCUUUUUUCCACGCUUAUUUCGGCCAAGGCACCGGUACCAUUCUAAUGAAUAACGUCGUCUGCUCUGGGCAUGAGACCUCUAUCAAAGAUUGCAGUCACAACGGUUGGUGGACACACAACUGCGAUCACUCUGAGGAUGCUGGUGUCAGAUGUCUGCGAUUCCUUGCAGUUGAUGUGAGAUUGGUGGGUGGUUCUAAUGCUGGUGAGGGGAGAGUUGAGGUCUUCCAUAAUGGUGAAUGGGGCACUGUCUGUGAAGAUGGCUGGGAUAACGACGAUGCCCGUGUGGUCUGCAGAAUGCUUGGUUACAAUCCCAGUGACUCUGUUUCCAUUACCGGUGCUCAUUUCGGUCAGGGAACCGGUUCCAUUCAUUUGGAUAACGUCGUCUGCUCUGGGAGUGAGGACUCUAUCAAAGAUUGCAUUCACAACGGUUGGGGGUCACACGACUGUGAUCACUCUGAGGAUGCUAGUGUCAGUUGUGGCACAACAACAACAACACUUGUUAAGGUGAGAUUGGUCGGUGGCCCUCAUUCCGGUGAGGGAAGAGUUGAGGUGUACCAUAAUGGUAGAUGGGGCACUGUCUGUGAUGACGGCUGGGAUGACAACGAUGCCCGUGUGGUCUGCAGAAUGCUUGGUUACAAGUCCAAUUAUCCUGUUUCCUCAAACAGCAAUUAUUUCGGUCGAGGCAAUGUUCCCAUUCUAAUGGAUAACGUUGCCUGCUCUGGGGGCGAAGCAUCUAUCCAAGAUUGCGGACACAACGGUUGGGGGUCACACAACUGUGAUCACUCUAAGGAUGCUGGUGUCAGAUGUGUCGAAGCUGGAUCUGUUGUAAAAUUGGUGGGUGGCUCUCGUGCCGGUGAGGGAAGAGUUGAGGUGUACCAUUACGACGAAUGGGGCACUGUCUGUGAUAACGGCUGGGAUGACAACGAUGCUCGUGUGGUCUGCAGAAUGCUUGGUUACAAAGGCUCUGUUUCCUAUUCUGGCGCUCAUUUUGGACGAGGUACUGGUCCCAUUCUUAUGGAUAAUGUCGCCUGCUCCGGGAGUGAGUCCUCUAUCAAAGAUUGUGGACACAGUGGUUGGUGGACACACAGGUGUGAUCACUCUAAGGAUGCUGGAGUUAGAUGUGUUGCAGCGACACCUGUUGAAGUGAGAUUGGUGGGUGGCUCUCAUGUCGGUGAGGGAAGAGUUGAGGUGUUCUACAACGGCGGACGGGGCACUGUCUGUGAUAACGGCUGGGAUAAAAACGAUGCUCGUGUGGUCUGCAGAAUGCUUGGUUACAAUCCCAGUAAUUCCAUUUCCUUUUCCGGCGCUCAAUUUGGUCAAGGCACUGGUUCCAUUCUUAUGGAUAACGUCGCCUGCUCUGGGAGUGAGACCUCUAUCAAAGAUUGUAAACACAGAGGUUGGGGAACACACAGCUGUGAUCACUCUAAGGAUGCUGGUGUCCGAUGUGUCGUUGCAGGGCCUGUUGCAGUUGUAAGAUUGAUGGGUGGUAAACGCGACGGUGAGGGAAGAGUUGAGGUCCUCCAUAACGGCGAAUGGGGCACUGUCUGUGAUGACGGCUGGGAUGACGACGAUGCUCGUGUGGUCUGCAGAAUGCUUGGUUACAACCACCGUGGCGCAACUGCAGUCCGUAGUGCUAAGUUUGGCCGAGGUUCUGGAUCCAUUCAUAUGGAACAGGUGGCUUGUACUGGCAGAGAGAGAUUCCUGAAAGACUGUCUCCACGGUAAAUGGGGAGCGCACGACUGUACACAUUCGGAAGAUGCUGGAGUCAGGUGUUUGCCAUAAGAACAUAUCCCCAAAGCAAAAAAGAGUCCACCUGGACAAAAUAACUACAUUUCUUUUCCUCUUGCACUGAUAGGAAAUUUUGGAAGUAUCACAGAAAAAAGAAAAAGGCUUGCAUAUUAAACGUGAUUAGUUACAUGUACAUUGAAUAUAAGCACUCUUACACAUAUAACCUUGCCUCUUACCACUACUUUACCCAAACUUAACACCUGUUUAUAUGAAUCUCCUUAUUUUGAUAAAUCUGAAAUGACUGCCAAAAGUUUAAAAACACCAAUUUUUACUACAGUUUGCUAAUAUAUUCAAUUAUAUCGCAUUUUAGACAUACUUUAGAACUCAUUACACAAAUAUUUUUCUGUCCUAGGUACCUUGUUAUGUGCAACUUUUGAAGUUAUGUAUAUACAGGGUUUAACAAGAUGGGUGAUAUAUCCAACAGAGAAAUAUAAUUACCAUUAAAAAAUCUUUGGGUAAUACAUUUUUCACUUCUGGGUCACAGUCGGGCUAAAGAAGUGGGCAAGUAUUAGGCAAGAUUAUACAAUCUACUAACCAGAAAUAUCACACUAAUGCAAAGGAACAAGUCAUUACCCAAUGUUUGCGUUUUUAUGCAGC
This is a messenger RNA of Lingula anatina, 2568 nucleotides long. RefSeq names its product neurotrypsin-like. NCBI's taxonomy places the organism in Eukaryota, Metazoa, Brachiopoda, Lingulata, Lingulida, Lingulidae. The record is from RefSeq and is a predicted model, not a curated record. Gene Ontology annotation, cellular component: membrane.